AUGAAGAAACGAUGCCCCUCUGGACUUGCGCAUGUGCUCGCUCAAGCCUGCAGUAGCCUGCACUUGCUUGCCCAUCUGAGGCCUAGUGCAGAAAAGCUCAAAGCAAUUGAGGAACUCAAAGCUGCCAUUCGCGCUGCGGCGGCCAAACCGAAGGCAAAACGCAAAGAAACAGAGGAACUUUUGCUGUUCUGCCAGUGUGUGAAGAGCCUGGCUGGCAGCAGUGAGAUCUGUGUGCAACUUAAAGAGAUUCUGCCAAGGAUCGGCGAAACCCAUUUGGUUCCUCUCAUGGGGAUAAAGCGACCAGCACCUCGCCCCGUGGAGAAGCCCAGCGUGCCGGUCACGGCCAACCGUGCAGUCGGGAGAGUGAAGAGCUACAACACCAGAAAAGGCUUUGGCUUUAUCACCGUGCCAGACUUUGGCCGUGACAUUUUCGUUUACAACUCCCAUCUGAUUGGCCGUAUCGGACUCCUCGCGGGGGAGACCGUGUCCUUUGACCUCAUUGUCGAAGGUGGCCGGCCGCAAGCGCGGAAUGUGAAGGUGCUGGGAGGGGAUGGUGUCGUGCCUGACAUGAUCGGCCAGAACUCGGUGGCAGAAGUGAAGAAGGCGCUGGCACAAGGGCCACGAACUGGAGAUCAGCCUUCGAGUCAAACCUCAGUGCGCGAGAUGACACUCGCAAUGGCGGCAGCAGCGGCUGAGGUGCCGACGACUUUACCACAAAAGAAGCCACAGCAGGAGACCACCAGGAGCAUGGAGGAGAUUCUGAAAGAGCAGAUUCGGAAGGCCCAGACAGAAGCCACGACGCGCAAGACAGCCCCCAUCGUGAAGCAGCCGCCAACCGUCAGCUUUGGUGGGCAGCAAGAUGCGCGACCGCCGGCUACAGAACAUGAGGGUAACCUCCCGAAAGGCAGUACGGUUCGCGUCGUGGGGUUCCCAUCUCCGGACGUGGAUGGCUGCCGGGACCCUGAUGAUGCUAUGAAGUUGUUGGGAUUUCUGCAGUCCUUGGAGUCUUUGGCUCGAGCCAUUUCAGAGCUGUCUCAUGUGAAGGUUGUGCGGAAGCGAAAGCCGAAGGAGACAGAGAGUGCUCCAAAGGCGCCAGCAGAUCCAGCACCCAAACGUGGUGGACCCUUAUUAAGCCAGAGAGGCAACAAGAAAGCCAAGGCUCCCCUUACAGUUUCUCAACGACAAGCUCGAAACAGACGCUUAACCGAGCAGUUCCGCGACGAUCGCCUCCGAGCAUCCUUCGGGAGGUCCAGGGACAACGAUCCUGUGAAUCGAAAGACGUCCUUGAUUCCGGAGGAGUUGUGGGAAGACGGGCAAGAAGUUGCUCCGACCAGGAAGAAGGUGAGCAAGCUUGGGGAGAACAUCGAGGCACUUUCAAAGAAACCAGAUGCCCAGCUUUCUGAUUUGCUGACGAAGGUAGAUGUCGAGACGCCCGGUGGAGAUAUACAGAUGAUGUCGCUGCGGGAGGAGUACUUGCAGCUCAGCGACAAGGCCGCUGCGGACGGUGGGAAGGCCGUGCCAGCUGCACCACCCCCACAGCUACCAGGUGGCAGCAGUCAAGGCCUGCAGAAGUCAGCUGCUGAUGCUCUAAGGAAGUUUGGCCCAUUGACGCCCCAGCAGGGAGUGAACAACUGGCAGAUGUCGCAAGGAGGUGGAUGUCAAGCAGGGGGACCGAUCAGGCAGCAGCAGCUACAGGCCAUGCAACAGGCCCAGAUGGGGCCCGGAGCCAUGGGUAACAUGGCAGGCGCUGGGCAGAUGAGGCAUUGGGGCUGUGAUGCAAUGCAGUAUAGAUAUGAGCUGGCGAAUUCACGGCGUCCUGAGAUUGAGUCUUUGGGUGACGAGCUGAAGAGGGAUGGCAUCGAGGUGACUGAGCAGGAGCUGCUUGCCUUCCUCCGUGCCACGAACUUUGACCAGCAAGAAGCCCGGGCAAGGCUCCUCGACACAACGGGCUGGCGCGCUGCCACCUUGGUCAAGGAGAAGCUGCACUGCAGAGAUUGGCGUGCAAAGGAGCUCGCGAUGAGAAGUAUCCUGCUGUAUGAUUAUGUUGGUGCAGACAAACAUGGGCGGCCACUCCUCAUUGAGAGGGUCGGAGCUUGGGACAUCCAGGCUGUGCUCGAUGCGACUGAAGACCUCGAGAAGUUCACCCUGUUGCAUGCCAUGGCCGACGAGACAUUGCUGCAAAUGAAAAGGCCGACGACCGCCAAGGACCCUCGCGGGUUUGUUCUGAUCGUUGACAUGGAGGGGCUGGGCAUUUGGCACCUUCACCCGCGCCUUAUCUCAGCCGUUGCUGCAGUCAGCCAGAUAGAUGAAGCGCACUAUCCUGACUCCGUUGCCGCUAUUUUCGUGGUGAAUGCUCCGUGGUACUUCACAUCCCUGAAGCCGCACAUCGUUUCUUGCGAGGUUUACCAUGAUCCGAAUGAGGACACCUACACCAAGAUCCAUUUCAGCAGAUGCGUUCCGGAGGAGAUGCUGCAGUGCCUCGAGGAGGACUGCUUGCCUGUCGAGCUUGGUGGGUCGCGUGCCUUGGCUUUGCUUCAGCCUGACUUUUCGGCGCGAUUCACCUUUUGCACCUGGCGGUACUGGUGUUUUUCCAUAUUGUUUGGAUGCGUCGCCAUCGCGGCACCCUGGCAACGGGACCAGCUAGCGACUGAGAUGGAUGUGUCGCUGUGCAUGGUCCAGGCCGGCGGCAUGUCAUAUGCCAACCCUGGGAUGCAGGGCAACCGGAAUCCUGUCGAUGCCAUGCGCAGUGCUAACAAGCUGUCUGGCAUGGGACCCAAUCAGCAGAUUCCGCCAAUGGGCAUGGCGCAGGCAAGAGGGAACCAAGGCGCAAUGAAUCAAGUGCAAGAGGAGCAGCUCAGACAGCAGCAGCAGCAGCAGCAGCAGCAGCAGAUGGCGGCACAGCAUGAGCUCGAGCAGCUUGAAAUGAAUCGACGAGAGCAGCAGCAGCGAGAAAUACAGCAGCAACGUGAACGAGAAAUGCAGCUGCAGAGGGAGCAGCUACAGCAGCAACAGCAACAACAGCUGCAACAGCAGCAACAGCAGCUGCAGCAACAGAGAGAACAGCAACAGCAGCAGCUGCAGCAACAGCGGCAGCGAGAAAUGCAGCAGCAGCAGCAGAGGGACCAGCAGCAGCAGCAGCAGCAGCAGCAGCAAAGACAGGCUUUGCAGCAGAACCAGGCGCAACAAGCUCAGCAAUCGCAGCCUCGGCCAGCCAUGCAGCAAGCGCAGGCAAAGCAACCUUCGCCUCCCGCGCGAGCUCCUCCUGCCGGGGGCGGAGCACCUGAGGGCCGCCCGGGCCAGGUGUGGGUGGUGUUGAAGAGCAACCACUUCCACGAUGUCAUCGUGCGUGCCUCGCAAGAGGUCACAAGCCGAGAAUUGCGGAGGCUGAAUCCAGGGGAGGUUCUCACGCAACGCGACAUGACCAUCAUGCUGCCGAACGGCCUUGUGAGGAUGCCAGUUGAGCCAGAUGGUUGGGUGACCGUCCACGCCGGCAGUCUCAGUCCGACAGCUGUCAUUGGCCAAUCCGUGUUGGUGCUGACCAGCGCAGACGGUGCCAGUUCGACUUUGCAGAUCUUUCGUUUGCUUUUGGUGGAUAGCCAGCAGGCCUGUGCCAAGAGGCCACCAGUGCUUUCCUCGCUUGCAGUUGUGUUUUCCUUCCACGCUUGUUGCAAGGCCCUGGCAGAGGUGCUGUCGUUCGAGAGGGUGGAAACCAGUUCGACGAUGCCGCCACCUCCGCCGCCAACUCGAGAGAAAGCACAGACCUGGUGCUGA
Messenger RNA from Symbiodinium necroappetens, 3771 nucleotides. The record is from the annotation of a GenBank genome assembly. NCBI's taxonomy places the organism in Eukaryota, Dinophyceae, Suessiales, Symbiodiniaceae.